Eleginops maclovinus (Patagonian blennie) is the source of this 3536-nucleotide messenger RNA. RefSeq names its product niban apoptosis regulator 2b (gene niban2b). The coding region runs from base 216 to 2690 and encodes 824 amino acids. The transcript has 14 exons. The record is from RefSeq and is a predicted model, not a curated record. Lineage: Eukaryota; Metazoa; Chordata; Actinopteri; Perciformes; Eleginopidae.
CCCCCACAGCUCCGUCAGUUUGUCCCUCAGCUAACUUCCAUUACCUUCUGCUUCAGUCGUUACCGACCCUCUGACUGCAGGCUCCGGGCUCCGGUGAUGUUGGACAGCUGGUGACAGCUCAGCUUCUCCAGGAGUCUUCGUUUUUCCGGCUCGGUUCCCUUCUUCAGACUCUACCCAUACCAGGAGUCCAUCUGUGGUUCUGAGUUUCCUCCAGCAUGGGGGACGUGAUUUCCAGUCACCUGGAUGAGGGCAGGCGCGAGCUGAUCUCAGCUCAGACCAGGGAGGUGAUGGGGGAGUUUGGCCGUCUGUAUGAGCAGCAGUAUGCCGUUGCUCUCUUCAACAAAGUUCGCUUUGACAUAGAAGGAGGAGCUGGUCCUCAGCCUCAGCUGCUACACCGCAAGAUUGCUUUGGAGAACCAAUCCAUUUUCUCUGGCUCGCUUUUUCACUAUCUGGAGGAGAACAAGAAAUGGAGGAACCGCUUCGUCUUUGUUCCAGACUCCUACAACCUCAACUAUUACGACAGCAAAGCAGCCCAUAACAGACACCUCCAUCCUAAAGGAACCAUCAACUGUGCCGGUUACAAAGUGCUGACCUCCAUGGAGCAGUACCUGGAUCUGUUCAGCAGCAGCCUGCCUGGUAUGAAAGCCAAGGUGGGAAGCUCCCCCUUCCUGAAGUGUGCCACCCAGUUCCCUCUGAUCCUCUGGCACCCGUACGCCCGCCACCAUUACUUCUGUGUGGAGACGGAGCAGCAGAAGUGGCACGCUGUUCUCCAGGACUGCAUCAGACACGCAAAUGAUGGUUUGACCGAGGACAACAAAGUGCAAACUCCAGCCUUCACUGAUGCAGUACGACUCUAUCGCCAAGCUCAAGGGCACUAUGGCACUUGGGAGAUGAUGUGUGGUGUGCCUUCACAGAUCCUGGCUAACCUGGUGAUGGAGGGCCUCCUCCCUGAGCUGAGGGAGCUCAUCUCCCCCCGCCUUAAAGGCAAACUACACGAGAGGCAGAGAAACUGGAUGCUGAUCAGUGAUGCAGCGUACAGCCUGGUGCAGGGGCAGUGCCAGGCCCAGUAUCAGGCGCUGCUGCAGAAGUGUGAGGUGGCCUGCCCCUCUCUGGAGGCGUCCAUACGCUGCGACAUGGACCAGAUCAUCUCCUCCAAGGAGCACGUCACCAACAAGAUCAGAGAGGUGGUCCUCCCAAAGGCGGACAAGUUGCUGAAGGUGAGCAUCCAGCCCUACAUCAGCUCCAUCCUGGAUGCCCUGAUGGAGCCCACCAGCCGAGGGUUCUCUGAGGUUCGGGAUGUGUUCUUCAGAGAGCUGGUGGACAUGAGCAAGCACACUCUGAAUAAUGGCACCAAGGAGGCUGUGGCACAGCACAUGGAGAAGAUCUCCAUGCUGGCUUUCCACCCGGUGAAGAUGCAGAGCUGCUAUGAGAAGGUGGAGCCGCUGAGUCUGGAGGGUCUGCAGCAGAGGUUCGACGUGUCCAGCCCGUCGGUUUUUGUCCAGAGAGCCCAGAUCCUCAUGAGAGAGCAAAUGGACGAUGCAGUGUAUACAUUUGAGCAGAUCCUCCACCACAGUCUGGAGUCUCAGGGUACAGAAGGGCUCUGUAAGACCAUCCAGCGCUGCCAGGACAGAGUCAUUAAGAAAUUUGACUAUGACAGCAGCACAGUGAGGAAGCGUUUCUUCCGCGAGGCUCUUCUCCAGAUCUUCAUCCCCUACAUGCUGAAGCAGCUCGGCCCGGCCUGUGCCUCGGAGCUGCCACGUUUCCGGGAGCUGAUCUUCGAGGACUUCUCUCGUUUCAUUCUCGUGGAGAACAUCUUUGAAGAGGUGGUGCUGCAUUCGGUCAUGAAGAACAUCAUGAUGGCUGUGAAGGAGGCGGCGGUCCAGAGGAGACACAAUCUGUACAGGGACAGCAUCGUCCUCAGCAACAGCGACCCCAGCCUGCAUCUGCUCGGAGAAAACCCCUCCAUUGACUGGGCCGAGGAGUACGGAGGAGCCCAGGAGGAGGCGCAGCUAGCAGGCGAGGACACUGAGGAGGAGGAGGAGGGGGGGGAGUCUCAGAGGAGGAGGAGGAUGAAGCAGGUUGUCUCCAUGAUCCAGGUGGAAGGCUCCCCAGUGCUGCCAAGUGAGUCCUGCAUGGAUGUGCCCAGUGUCGACGACAUCCCUGAGGAGAAAGAGAAGGAUAAGGAUGGGGAGGAGGACUCGGAUAAGAGCGACCAGGAUAAAUCUGCAAUUCCCAGCGCUCCACAGAACCCUUCAGACUCGCCCAAUGUCACGAAGGAAGAGGGAGCUAAACCAGAGGAGAGGGGCAGAGAGGAAGUCUCACUGAAGCUCCAGUCAGCUGCAGAGGAGAACAGCCGACCCAUGGUGGAGGUACAACUGCCUUGCAGCCAGGAAGAGGCUUCAAAGGAGGCAUCAGAGGAGGCUUCAAAGGAGGCCUUGGAGGAGGCGCCAGAGGAGGCGUUGCCACCGCCACCACCGCCUGAAGAAAUCCUUCCUGGAGCCAUGGAAAUGGAUCCAGAGGUCCCUGAGCCAACCAACCUCCCCUUGCCUCCACACGACGACAGUGGCUUCCAGUCUCCCACCUGUGAGGAGGCAGAGGGUGAGGAGGGUGAUGUGGCCCCUCUCCUAGAGGAGCACCCUGAGGGGGAAGUGAUGAGUGUUCCCGCAGAAACAGAGCCCUGUGAUGAAUGAUCUCCAUUUGAACUGGAUUCUGCUUUGUUCUGUUUUUUAUCUUUACUUGACAAAUAUAAAAUGAUACAUCUGGUGGUUUUAUCAGUUUCAGUUCCAGGCACGGUAAUCACAGAUCUGCAGAUCACUCUCACCAAGUAGGGCUCCAUCUCUAAUGGUCAUAUUAUUAAACACUCUUCCUGAAUAAUUUUCACAACUUUCCACCUGACAGAAAGUCCUCAGCAGACUCUGAGCUUUCAUUCAACAUAAAUUCCACACUUUACUUUCUCUUCACCGGGUAUGAAUGUGAGCACAGUGGACGACUGGGGGUCCGUUAAGGUGUGCUUGGUGGGUGACAGGCUGCAGGAGCACCCCAGUUUAGCGGCCUUUGGUGAAUUAUGUUAAUGGUUAUAGCUCUUGAGUUAAUCUCGUAGUACUGUGAUGCCUUCGAUAACCUUCAGCAAAUUGAUUGUUUUAUUUGUUGUUGUAAAUACCGUUAUUGGAAAAUCACCUAUUGCUUAAAAGAAAAUCCUCUUCUCGAAUGUGGAACAUGAAUUCUUUAAUUGUGUCAAAGUACUUGCUGGCAUCUAAAGACUUGACCAUUUCUUUUGUGUUGGUGGAAAAAAACACAAAAGAAAUAUGUACCUUUUGUAUAUUAUGUAUAAAUAUUAUGGACCAGGGAACUACCAAGUUUUCAUUUUACAUAAUUUUAUAUGAUUUAGUAAGUGCCUCAUCAGAUCUCUCCAUCGCCCAUUUAUUUAUUGUUUUGUAUCCCCUCUUUGACCAAUGUACUUUUAAAUUUUUUUACUCUUGUGUGAUUCAAAUGACUUUUAAUGAUGAUAAUAAUAAAUCAUUAUCAAUUUAUUAUAA